AUGAAAUUGCAAGCUGCUGGAAAGUUUGCUCAACCAAACAAAGCUACUAGUUAUUUCAAAGAUUUGGCAGAUAGGAUAUGGGAGGCCUAUCCUAAAUCGCUCAAAGAGUUUCCUUGGGAGGAAGCUAAAGAUAUGGUUCUUCGCCAAUUGUUCUUUCUUGGAAAAAAGGCUCUCAGGUGGUCCUUCAUUGGGCUGUAUGCUAUAAGCUUUUUAUCGGACAUAUCUCUUGCUAUCUCAAGAGAUAGAGAACUUCUUGUACCAAUUGGCCUGUUUGUUGGUGUAUCAUUGGCAGAUUUCAUAAAGGAAUCCUUGCAAGAGUUUUUGAAAAGUCGCAUAGAGGAUGGAGACCCUAAUACAAAUCUUCUGGGCAUUGGAUCAUUUUUUGUGUUUGUUAAGUUUGUUUCUUUGUGCUUCAAACUGCAAGGUAAGGUGCUUCUUUCGCAUAUUGGCAAUGGUGGACUGAUGCAAGUUCUGUGGUUGGUGAGAAAGUUGCAGCAGACAGAUGAUAUCAAGAAUCAGAACGCACCGUCGACUGAUGCAAGUACUGUGGUUGGUGAGAAAGUUGCAGCAGACAGAUGA
Musa acuminata AAA Group (dessert banana) is the source of this 579-nucleotide messenger RNA. RefSeq lists its product as uncharacterized. Bases 1 to 579 code for a protein of 192 amino acids. The record is from RefSeq and is a predicted model, not a curated record. NCBI's taxonomy places the organism in Eukaryota, Viridiplantae, Streptophyta, Magnoliopsida, Zingiberales, Musaceae. The transcript has 2 exons.